AUGGCUUUUUAUGCGGUGGCAAUAGGACGAGAAGUUGGAAUUUUCGAUACUUGGGCAAAAUGUGAGGAACAAAUAAAAGGUUAUCGCGGAGCAAGAUAUAAAAAAUUCCCCACUAAAAGUGCCGCAGAAGAAUUUAUUAAUGCCUAUCACAAACCAAGUGUUGGCACAACAGCAACAACAACGACAGUUCCUUCAAGCUCCAAUGCCAAGUGUCUGGUGGCGGACAAAAAAGAAGUGGCAGAUUUUUGGCCACCAAGUGAUGGUGACAGCUUUGAUGAGAAUUUUCUAACUGAUGAAGAUUUGAUAAUGGCCUUAGAAGAAGUUGAGGGUUUACCACAACCCAACAAAUCGCUUAAACGCAAAAAUGAUAGUCAGGAUUGUGGACAAUUUAAAUCCGGUAAAAUUGGUAAAUACGAGUCAACAGUGUGUGAAACGUCCGGUUUGGUACACAUUGGCAAAUAUGAAUUUAAUAUUGACUCGGAAGGCUAUGUAAUAGUCUAUACAGAUGGUUCGUGCUUUAAUAAUGGCAAGGCGAAUGCUUGUGCCGGUUUUGGUGUCUGGUUUGGAGAUAAUCAUCCACUUAAUGCUGGCAAACCAGUUGGCGGGCGUGUCACCAACAAUGUUGGUGAAAUCCAAGCCUCAAUUUAUGCCAUUAAAGUAGCGAAAAAUCUGGGCAUUAAAAAGCUUGGCAUUUCCACAGACUCACAGUUUCUCAUUAAAUCCAUUACCAUGUGGAUAAAUGGUUGGAAGGCUAAAAAUUGGCGUUUGAAAAAUGGCGAUCCCGUGAAAAAUGUUGUGGACUUCAAGGAGUUGGAUAGUCUAUUGAGUGAUGGUCAAAUCGAUAUAAAAUGGAAUUAUGUUGCCGGCCACAAAGGCAUAAGGGGAAAUGAAAUGGCCGAUCAAUUGGCCCGUGAGGGUUCGGAAAUUUAUAAAAGAUUACAUUUGAAAAAAUAA
Musca vetustissima is the source of this 954-nucleotide messenger RNA. It is a transcript of the gene rnh1, whose product is annotated as ribonuclease H1. The record is from RefSeq and is a predicted model, not a curated record. Lineage: Eukaryota; Metazoa; Arthropoda; Insecta; Diptera; Muscidae. Bases 1 to 954 code for a protein of 317 amino acids. Gene Ontology annotation, molecular function: magnesium ion binding; RNA-DNA hybrid ribonuclease activity; nucleic acid binding. The transcript is spliced from 5 exons. Gene Ontology annotation, biological process: DNA replication, removal of RNA primer.